AUGGUUGAGUCCGAGUCCCUCAAGAAAGCCCAGCUUGUCUUGGAGAGGGUGACUGCUGUUCAGGAAGGCCUGGUCAACACACUUGAUCAGAUCAGCACGGCAGUUGACCAAAACAAGCUUGUGGAUCUGGCAAGCCUGCAUUCUCAGGCCCCCUCAGGCGAUGCUUGCCAAAUUCAGGACUUGGAGCCUGCCGCGUUCCCGCCAGGGUCCGACCGUUUAGAGGAGUUGAAGUUGGAGGCUGAAAGUGGACAGGAACAAUGCGAGCAGAAAGCCGCAGCAGCCAAAGUGACCCUGAAAAUCUUGGACGCGAAAGCCAAGAAGUUGGAUGCGGCCGGGUUGGCUUUGACAAAGGAGAACCAUCUCUCGUCACAGCUCGAAGACCUCAAGAAAGUGACAGAGAAGACUGCUGAGGUUUUUGGGGAUGCCCACCAAGUGAAAGGGAUGGACGAGGUGUUGGAAGCUGCAGGAGUUUCGAGCUCUCUGUCGAAAGCUUCAAAGGAGGAGGAAUAUGAGAAGUUGUCAAAACUGCUCAUCAAGAAGUACUUCGAGGCACUGAAUGAGGUCUCUCUUGAGCUAAUCCUUCAAAACGGGCUGCCAAUGGAGCUCGACGAGAUCGUUGCCAUCCUGGACGAGUGCGGUGCAGUACAGCAAAUUGGUGAGGCGGCCGGGCAAGGGAGGAAGGAAGUUCAGAGAGUCAAUGACGACCUCAAGAAGCACUUGGAGUCCGUCCAAGAGCAGCGAAAGAUUUGCAAGAAGAGGAGAAAGGCAAGUGAAGAGAACGAGAAGAGUUGUCUUGCAAAGGUCGAGAAGGCUAUCGAAAUCCUGAAAGGAGAGCUUGGCAAAUACAAGGACGCUGUCAUCACCAACGAGGAAGUUUUCGAUGCCGAAUCAUGUCAGGCACAGAUCGCGGUUCAGACAAAACUGCAGAUCGACGCGCAAGCGAUCCUGGAUGAGAUCAAUCGGGCGAAAGACAUCUCUCCAGCAGCAGAUGCUGCCCUUGCAUCGUGUGCCAAGAAGGCAGUGGAGCUCGAACAGGAGAUCGACACAGCCACCAAGGAGACAGCCGCAGGGUUGAAUGAGACGGCUCAGCUGCCUUCGACUUUGGCCAUGGAGGGCACCCAGGUUGCCUUGAACAUCUUGUUACGCGCAGAGGAUCAGAAGAAGAAACAGAUCCAGGUGACGGAGAAGGAGCUGGCGAAAUGCGAGUGCGAUUUGAAGAAGUUAGAACAAGGGACGGGACCUCGGAAUCACCUUGCCCAAAAGAAAAGCGAGGUCAACGAAAAGAACAUGGCGUUGCAAGAGCAGAGGAUGGAACUUGGCCAGGUGCAGGACAAGAAAGGCAAAGCUGAGCAGCAACUGGAGUCUCUCACAGGGUUGGAGAACAUGAAGUACGUGUUCAACAAGACUGAAAUUUCCCGAUCCACCGAAGAGAAGGUCAAAAAGAAUGCUGGCGACUUCGAGAUGUUCCAAGAGGACGCGCCAGAGGCGCUACCGGCGGUUCCUCAAGAGUCCUACGCCUUGUCGAUCCAGCAUGCUCAGAUUGACAAGAUGAUUAAAGAAGAGCUUGCAAAGCAGCUGGCAAUCCAGGCUGACUACCACCGAGUUGAGAGAGAACAGUUGGUGCGACAGAACGAAGAGCUAAGCGCUCAAUUGGAGCAACUGAGAGUUGGUUCUGAAGCCUCGUCGGUCCCACAUUUCCAAGGUUCACAGUGA
Cladocopium goreaui is the source of this 1713-nucleotide messenger RNA. The record is from the annotation of a GenBank genome assembly. NCBI's taxonomy places the organism in Eukaryota, Dinophyceae, Suessiales, Symbiodiniaceae.